This is a messenger RNA of Heteronotia binoei (common prickly gecko), 3832 nucleotides long. It is a transcript of the gene POLDIP3, whose product is annotated as DNA polymerase delta interacting protein 3. NCBI's taxonomy places the organism in Eukaryota, Metazoa, Chordata, Lepidosauria, Squamata, Gekkonidae. Gene Ontology annotation, cellular component: nucleus. The transcript is spliced from 9 exons. Bases 42 to 1355 code for a protein of 437 amino acids. Gene Ontology annotation, molecular function: mRNA binding. The record is from RefSeq and is a predicted model, not a curated record. Gene Ontology annotation, biological process: mRNA export from nucleus.
AGGUAGAUUGGGCGAUUCGAGACCGGAAGUAGUUAAAUCUCAUGUCCGGGUUUUGGUUGCUGCGACUUGUCUCCAGGCCUAGCGACGACAUGGCGGAUUUGUCUCUGGACGAGCUGAUCAGAAAGCGCGGUGUCAGUGUAAACAUGAAGGGGAGGUUGAACACCAGACCAGUAUUUGGGAGUGUCAGAUCCCGAAUUGGAAUCCAACAAACAUUUCUUGGCAGGCCAGCAUCAAGUGCUGGUUUCCAGCGGACAUUUGAUGCACGUCAAAAGAUUGGUGUUACUGACGCUCGACAGAAAAUUGGUGUGAAAGAUGCCCGGGAGAAACUUCUUCAGAAAGAUGCCAGAUUCAAAAUCAAAGGGAAUGUACAGGAUGCCCGAGAAAUGCUCAAUUCUCGAAAGCUGCAAAGUAGUGAUAAUGUGACCAAAGUUGUUGAUGCCAGAGAGAAGAUCAGCUUGAAAAGGAGUGUACCUGCUGCAGCCAUUAUAAAUACUGCUAUGGAAACAGUGGCCCCUGCUGUGAAGAUCACAAAAACCAUUCAACAGAAGGCUGCAGCUCCAUCACACUCUCACCCUGCAGGUAUGAAGAUCAACGUUGUGAAUAAUCACACACACAAACAGUGCCUGUAUGACAUGGAAGAUGAUGAUGAAGCUGUAUCUCCCCUUCCUAGCAAACAGAUGAAAAUUACUACCACAAACAGCUUUCUUCAUAAUACAGUAAGGGCUGGGCUCAGUGGCAGCAAGUUCUCUCUGUCAAAAACUGUUCCCCUCACAAAAGUGGUCCAGAAUGAUGCCUAUACAGCCCCUGUGGCUCCACCUUCCCCCAUCCGGACAAAGGCCCUAACAAACAUGUCUCGAACCUUGGUGACUAAGGAGGAGCCCCCCACAGAGCCUGCACCUCUUGAGCUGGCCUUCAGCCCGUUAGAAGGUACCAAGAUGACUGUGAAUAAUUUGCACCCUCGUGUCACAGAGGAAGACAUUGUUGAAUUGUUCUGUGUAUGUGGUGCCCUAAAGCGAGCCCGUCUAGUGCAUCCUGGGAUGGCUGAGGUUGUGUUUGUGAAAAAGGAGGAUGCCAUCACUGCAUAUAAAAAAUACAACAACAGGUGCUUGGAUGGGCAACCAAUGAAAUGCAACCUUCAUAUGAAUGGAAAUAUCAUCACAUCUGACCAACCCAUCUUGCUUCGAUUAAGCGACAGCCCCUCAGUGAAGAAAGAAAGUGAACCACGUCGAACAAGUGUAGGCGCCUCCUCAAAUCCACCUGCAGAGGUGGAUCCUGAUACCAUCUUGAAGGCACUCUUCAAAUCCUCAGGGAUCUCUGCCUCUGUGCAGCCUACAGAAUUCAAAAUUAAACUUUGAGGAGUGGAAGGCAAGAAGUGGACUGGAAAACUCAUUGAGCACGGGAAAUAGAGAGAUGCGUGCAGGAACACAACUGUUCCUGCACUUGACCAUGUGGAGACCUUUGUUUUUCUACAGUUGCUACUUUCCUGUACAAUAGUACUGUCCCUAAUAUAUGUGUUCUGUUUUCAUAGAUGGAGUUUUUUGUCCCCAUAUUUCUAAAGGAUUAAUCUUCCCUUCCUCCAGUGAGAAAUAAGAGAAAUAUAGCACUGAGCUUAGACCAUUCAACUCCUUCCUUUGUUUCAGUCCCCUAGUAGCCAGCCUGGAAAAGUGUAUCUGGUAAAAGGACACCACAAGCGACUUGUUUGGGCUUGCAUCCUGUGAGCGAGAGAUGGAGUCCCUUUGCUUUUGACUGUUGAUAAACUUGAUUUCAUUUUCAGUGCAGCAGUGUUUAGGGAUGUGACCAGGUGUGGUGCUGGACUUCCACACCCUUCAUAAUAGCAGUAGCAAGUUUUAAAACUGUAAAAUUACAUUCAUGCAGCAUCUCAUAGUCAAUUAAGACAGCCCCUCAGUGAAGAAGAGGCUGUGCGGGCUGUGGAAGAAAUGUAUAGGUACAAGAACAUAAAAUUUAAGGAAACCCACACUGUGAAAUGCUAAAACUAAUAUACAAAAAUCCACUCUACAACUAAAAAUCAAUGAAACAAUCUCUACUUGGUAUAUAUAAUAAACUCAAUACAAACAAAAUUCAUAAAUAUUCAAUCAAAACUAGUAACGUGUUUUGAACCACUUAUCCACAUAGUCAAGAAUAGUGUGCACAUUAAUACAGUCUCAAAGGUACAAAUGCAUAAAUUCUGACUCCAUAAAUGUAAAGGCAGUAUAUAUAUAUACAGCUACCAGGUGUGUAUAACCCAAUGUAACAAUAUGAUCCAAUGGAUAGCUGAUUCUGUAGUGCACACUAUUCUUGACUAUGUGGAUAAGUGGUUCAAAACAUGUUACUAGCAUUGAUUAAACAUUUAUGAAUUUUGUUUGUAUUGGGUUUAUUAUAUAUAUCAAAUAGAGAUUAAAUUUCAUUAAUUUUGUAGUAGUAGAGUGGAUUUUUGUAUAGUAUAGUUAUAUUUCACAGGUGGGUUUCUUUAUCUCGUUUCCACUGUGGUCUCGGUGUAGUUUAGGUACAGGAACGUGUCCUACACUUCUCUGCCUUGGUUAUGUUCAACAUUUAUUAACGAGAAAAAGGGGUCCCAACAUUGGCAUCAUCUGUGCUCUGAAAAUGUCUCAGAACCGCUUGCUCAUCGUUUGGAUGCAUGGGAUUUGUUUAUGAGUAAAACAUUCCUUUUAACUUUAAAUAGCACCGCUUUGUGUGUCCUCUCCAUCUCAACCAUUUGAGCAGGAAAGAAAGUGGCUGUACUCCCACUCCAUCCUCAGUUUUUCAGGAAGGAGCAAAGCAGUCCACCUAUCCUGCAUUGUGCUUUAAAGCUCUGCAGUCAGUUGAGACCCUUGUUCUGCCUGCUUAGACGGACCUGGAUUAAUGCCCGUGUGUGCUGCUCAUGGACCUUGCUGGGAGACAAACUUCUACACCAGUACAAAUCGCUUUCAGGGGCUUCUCCUUGUCCUACACUACCUUCCCUCAUUCCACAGCAAAGGUUCCUCACUGUGGCUGGAGGUGAGUUCAGUCACAGAAACAACUUCCAUCUGUUUUUGAGAUGUGUUCAGUAGUAAAAAUGGCAUCUUUUAACACACCACUAUAUUUGGGCCAGAUUGUGUUACUGCUUUGUAGCACUAUUGGUUACUUGUCUGUACUGGGAAAAUAGCAAGUGCCACAUGCAGUUGAUGGUGAGAAACCUUGCCCAGUUGGCACAGAAUGAGGUAGAGAGUGAACUGAGCUCUUAGUAAGAAGGAAGCCUUUCAAAAUCCUAAAGUUCAAGUAAGUCCAUCCGGAAUCUUUCACUGACUUGCCAGCCUUCACUAGGAGACAUGCACUCCUUUUCGUUAAAAUCACGUUAUCCAGUGAAAACAGGAAAUUGUCAACAGUUCAAAUAGAUGCAUUCAUUUAAACUCAAGUGAAGCCAAGACUACUAAAAGCCACUUUUAAAUUAGGGUGGGGCUUAAAUCUUUAUCCUUCUGGCUAGAAGGCUAGCUUUUUGUUCAUCUGUGUUGAAAUCCUGUAGUGUAAUUUCAUAGCAGAGCUUGCUGCUCUGAAUUCUUCUGCUUUUUGAUCUGUACAAUCACUUAGUUUCAUUGGGUCACGUUCCAGCAUAACUCUCCAGGAUGUGGAAGGAGAUUUGUUUCCAAUGCAUUUUGAUCAUCUGGAUUAUUCAUUUCAGACUGGUCAUAACAGCACCCUUGCUAGGGAGAUGCUGUUUGUGAACUGGAGAUCUGUUAUGUGUGUACAGAAUUGCAAAUCCCUAUCCCAGGCAACACUGUUUCAUUAUAGGGGAAGGGAAGGUUGGCAUUGGAGGACACUAUGUAUUAUGUUUCUGAAUAAACAUUUGUUAUACAGA